Messenger RNA from Spodoptera littoralis (African cotton leafworm), 4812 nucleotides. NCBI's taxonomy places the organism in Eukaryota, Metazoa, Arthropoda, Insecta, Lepidoptera, Noctuidae. The record is from the annotation of a GenBank genome assembly.
AUGGAGGAGUGCAAGAAAAGACAUUCCGGCACUAAAGUUUCAAAGAUUGCGAAUAUAUUUCAAGGGAUGCCGUCAAAAGAGGAAGACGAAGUUCGCGGCAGCGACGUUACAGGCGUCCGGACCGAAAGUCAUUUGGCAAGGUUCAACAACGCACGUGCACUUUUUGAAAAAUUGGGUGAAGAAAAUCGUGGAUUUCGUAUUGAGAAAUCGCCUUCAGCGGCUGCUAGUUUUGCAGGGACCCGUGGAGUAACUCCACCAGCGCGGUCUCGCUCCAGUUCUGCGGGCUCUGUCAGUCCGCCUAGACGAAUUGUGACACCAACGCCGAUGCCGACACCUGCUGUUAAUGGUGACCGUCUGGCAAAUGGUGCAAAUGCACCACCGCCAAAACCUGUGAAGCCGAGUGUUUUACCCAAACCUGAAAAGCCAGAUAGAAGGUUUAACAAAGAGCUCAUAGAAAAACAGAGAAAUUGGACUGCACACUUUAACAAAUCUCGCCAAUCUCGAAAUGAUGAACCUAAAGUGGACUCUAAUAAAUACUGCAGUAGUUAUCAAGACAGAAAGUCACCGGACGCUCAUGAAAGAUAUGUAGUUCCUUCGCGUGUUUAUUCUCCACCACUUUCGCCUUGCGCCGGUGAUACCCAAUUGGAACGUCCUACUACUCUUCCUUCUUCGUUAUUAAAUCGAGUCACAUCUACAACAAAAACUCCGAGCCCUAUAAAAAUAGUUACACCGGUGUCCCCAAGAGCUAAUAAUUCAGUGUCACCAAUACCGAGGCCCGAAUCGUCAGUUUCUCCGCCAACACGAAGGGAACAUGUAAAGUCACCGAGUAAAAACAAAUCUGAUUUGGCAUCUCAACUUAAUACCUCCAGUGAAAAGAGUUCUCCUAGUGUUAGAUCAUCGUUUUCCCCUCCAAGUGACGAUGAAAGAAGUGAAAAUAAGGAAAAUAACGAUUUUCCAUUACAUAAAUCAAGUGAACAAACACUGUAUAGUGAACAAAUACAGUAUAUAGAACGAGUUUCCCCUACGCCACCAGUUUCGGUUCCGCGAAAACAAAAAUCACCAUCACCUUCGGCAAGGUCGCCAAAAUCUCCAGUUUCGCCACUAUACUAUGAAAAAGAUAGUUUACCUUCAGCUGGACGUGAAUCUUCUGAGUCACCAGUGGCCUCAAAUCCGAUUGAAACUCCAUCGUCCGAUAAUGUCGUGGAUGUAGCUCCCACUGAUGGAAAUUCGCCUAGUGUUACAUCUCAUGAUUCGCCUGUCCUGCUGUCCAACUCUGACGACAACAACACAAAAAAUAUUAGUGAACGUGUAUCUCCAACACUUGUCAGUCAAGUAACUUUGGACAAUGGCUCAAGAUCAUCGAAAAUAUUGGAUGAAGAUGUGUAUGAGUCUGUAGAUUAUGGAGGAGAAUGGGAAGAAAAAACCAGACGGCGUUCUUCAACGCCUGAAUCUCCUACGUGUCCUGUGAAGGUUGAUGAUGCACCACACUCUCCACUGGUGUCACCGCUAGCGUCUCCGGUACACCGUAUUGCGGAGUCCUCGCCUCCUUCUCUUCAAGCUUCACCCUCGCCUGCGGGCGGAGGUCGCAAGUCGUCCGAGGCGGAAGAAAUACCGCGACGGAGUGGAUCUCGGGCGUCCAGCGUGUCGGACGAGGGAGGGUUCAACGAGCCCUCGCCCGAGGUGGUGGCGCGGUUACGACCUGCAGACUACCGAGAGCCGCCUCCACCUGCACCCCCUCUCACAAGAGACAUACGGGACGCAGAGCGCGCGCGAUCAGAUCCUGACACACUCUCCGUACUCCAGCAGGACUCCGGCGUGGUAGUGAGUGAAGCGAGCCAAGGCUCCAUAGAGGUGCUCGACAAGUCGACCACCAGCCAAUGGAGCGUGUCGGAGGGCGAGAACGCGUCCGGGGAGAGCGGGCGCGGGGGAGACACGGCCGACGCUCGGUGGGACGACGCCGACGGAGACUCCAAGCAACCCGACAGCAUGACCCCCGACGAGGCCGAGAUACUGCUCAGCUCGAGUAUUCUGGAGAAAAAACUUAGACAAGAAGCCUUGCUGUCGGACGAGCAGGCGCAGGAGAUCGUCGCCAUGUUGUCGCCGCACGCGCUGCCGCACGACAACGGCGUCUCCCUCAACGACAGCUACCAGUCUGUGCUCUCGUACGAGAGCAUGCAGUCAGUGGACGAGAGCUACGAGUUUGUGUCAUUGGAGGCGGACUCGGGGCUGGCGGGCGGCGACCGGCGCGCGGCGGCCGAGCCGGCCGACGGCGGCGACGCCGCGCCCGCCACUGUCUUCGACCACUACCCGCCGCACCAACUGCGCGAGCUCGGGGAGGAGAACGGCAUACACUACUUCGAAGAUGGACACUUCUAUACCGAGGUUGCCGGACUUCCGCCUAUUGAGGAAGAUGAAGACGAAGAUUAUUACCCACCAGUAUUUGUCAAGAAAAAUACCAAAGUUAAAUUCAGUACGAAUCCAAUGCGCGUUUUUUCGACGCACUCGGUGCGCGAGUACGACAGACGCAACGAGGACGUUGACCCCGUGGCCGCCAGCGCGGAGUACGAGCUGGAGAAACGGGUCGAGAAGAUGCACGUCUUCCCUGUAGACCUCGUCAAGGGGGCGGAUGGACUUGGGCUCUCCAUUAUCGGUAUGGGUGUUGGUGCGGACGCUGGGUUGGAGAAGUUAGGAAUAUUCGUUAAGACUAUAACCGAAAGUGGCGCCGCCGCACGAGACGGACGCAUACAAGUCAACGACCAAAUUAUUGAAGUCGAUGGCAAGAGCUUGGUGGGUGUGACACAAGCAUAUGCCGCGUCUGUACUGAGAAACACGUCAGGGCCUGUGAAGUUCCUCAUUGGACGUGAGAAGGACCCUGAAAACAGUGAAGUAGCACAUCUCAUUAGACAAUCACUUGCAGCAGACAAGGAGAGGGAGGAAAGAGCCAACCGCGAACGUCAGCGUCGCCAGCAGGCCGAGGAAGAGGACUCCAACCAGGCAGUGCCUGUAGAGACGUCCGCGGCACAAACUAGACACCCAGAAAUUAAUGAACUCAGGGCUUUCUUACAAGAGUUGGUGGGCAUGGAGUCUGGCGGCGGUAGUCCGGAGGAGAUUAGCGCGCGGUUACGGGACUGGUGUCAGGCGCGGGCGCCAGACGACCAUCUACGCCGCGCGCUCUCUACUGCCGCCGACAACGCGCACCGGGCUCAGCGCAAAUACGAUAAGGCCCGGCGCGCCCUGCGCGAGUGGCGGCGCACGCGCGCGCUGGUGCGGGCGCGCGAGGAGUGGUGGAGCGGCGCGCUGCGGGACGCGCACCGCGAGUACGGCGCCGCGCUCUCCGCGCUGCACGACCGCGUCGCGCGCCUCGAGGUGCUGCUGCUGGAGACUCAGAAAAAAGCUGGUCUCCCGGUGAUGUUGCCGCACGAACCCUCGGCUCGUCGCGAAACACCGCCCCUGCCUCGCCGACCUGAUCCAGAUCCGCUUUUGAUCAACAAUCCAUGGAGUUCUGACAGUGAUCUCUCCGAUCUAUCGCCUGUCGAGGACGAAUACGCUAAAGUGGACAAGUCGAGGCGAUGUGAAGCGCCCGACAUAGGAGACGUUACUGAGUCUGCUGUGGAAGAGGCUAAACUAGUAACAACCUCGCCUCACGUGACGCAAGCUCCGCCUCACGUGAUACAAGCCCCGCCCCACGUGUCGCAGGCCCCGCCCCACGUGACGCAAGCUCCUGCUCCGUCAGCCGUCACUACGUCGCAUGCUGUUUAUGCAACUGUCGGACCUCACACCACGCAUUCUUCGGCAACACCGACUAAUCAUCAAGAUACUCAGUCGACAUCGUCAGUGUUGGGCGGGGGUUCAGUGAGCAGUGUGGGUGUUUCGAGUGGGCAGGUGGGGCUGAGUCAGUCGUCGCUGGGUGCGUCCCGCGAACUGGACGCCGCCGUGCCGCGCGGCGCGCUACUCGACAACUCGGCGCACCGUGCGCGCACCGACCUCGCGCGACAUCGCCACGCCGCGCACUCGCCGCAUUCUCCACACUCGCUCAGUAACGCCAGCUCGUACGAUGGGCUCGACGACUCGUAUAACGACUCCGCGGACGAGUCGCUUAGCGAGUCUACAUCAGGUGGACCGCCUCACAUUGGCCAGCAUCGCGACACCCGUCAGAGUUGUGGCAGUUCCGUGGGUAGCGCGACUGAUGAUGCCGUGUACUCCAGAGACCACAGGCAUCAUCCUCUCACUGGUGCGAGUGCGUCGCUGGCCGAGCAGCUGAAGCAGGUGCUGGCGGAGCGCGAGCGGCGCCUGGCGGGCGGGGCGGGGCCGGGGCCGGGGGCGGGGCUGGGGGCGGGAUCGCCGCUGUCGCAGGCGUCGCCGCCCGUGCCGGACGCCGUGCAGCUGACCAAUGAGCUGGUGGACGAGAUCCGCCAGGCCGUCAGCGAGGCCAACGCCCGAGUAAAGAAAGCUCCGGCGUGUGUAGUCGGCGGCGAGGUGCCGUGGCAACCGCUGUCCAGCGCCGUGUCCGAGGCCAGCCUCACGCCGCCGCCGCAGGCACAGGCGCAUCCCGUCAACCACUGGACCAAGCAACAGGUGUGGCAGUGGGUGUCGGGGCUGGGCGAGGGGUUGGAGCGUCACGCGGGGGCCUUCGCGGCGCGCGGAGUGGACGGGGCGCUGCUACUGGCGCUCAGCUCCGCCGACCUGAAGCUGCUGGGGCUGGGCGGGGACGACCGCCGCCGUAUGAAACGACGCCUCAAGGACCUACGCUCCGCGCAUGAGAAGCACCUCAAGGCCCUCAAGAAGGCCGAGAAGAAAGCCAAGAAGAAGUAA